UUGAAUAAAAUAUGCAGCAUGUAAACAUUUGUAUAACAAUUUUAGUGCAUUUUAAGAGUUUUAUGACUGUUAAAAGAACUGUUGGUUCAAAUGCACUGUGAUAAUUAAAGUGUCAUAAUUAACAGUGUGAUGAGUAGCAGUGGAUACCGUGGAAGAAGCUUUGGACCACGGGGAGCUCGUACGAAUGGUCCAGCCAAUGGCUUUAAUGGACCCCGAUUUCCACAUCCCAGUUUUAAUCAUCCACGACUACCACAUAGAUUACCUGGUCCUGAUAAAUGGAUAGAGCGUUCAAACUUUGUACCAUGGCAACAGAAUAAAAAUUUUCUUCCUCAUCCAUAUAGAGGCAGUUUACAAUUCCGACCAAAUAAUAGAGGUAGAAUAGCAGGUAGUCGUGGAAUAAUAAGAUUUUCUGGUCCUGGUAGACCAUCAGCUCCUCAGUUUUGUUUGAGUUUUAUAAGGAAUCCUAUACAUAGAGUACCAUUACCCCAAGAAGAACAAGUUGAAGAUAAGUGUAUAUUAAUACCUCAGACUCCUUUGCCUGGUUCUGAAGAAGAACGCCAGCAAAAGAUUUCAGAAACAGCUGACAAACUAAAGCAAAAGUUAUCCUCUAUAACAGAAGAAGAGCUUACUAAUUUUUGGGAAGAUGAUUUGUCUGUUUUACCAAAUAAUGGUUCUGAAGAAGAAAAUAUACGAAAUAAGGGAAUUCCUGAACUUAGACAUGAGCCACCUGAACUGGAUCUGACAUUUACUGACUUUAGAGAUAUAGGCAGAGUUGAUUGCAAUAAUUCAAAAUUUGAAAAUGCAGAUAAUAAAUCUAACGAUGACAUUUCAAUUAGUUUUGAGCAAAAAUCUACAGAUAAUGUUAUAAAUAUAAGUGAUGAAAUUACUAUUAUAGAUGAUAAUAAAGAAGAAUCCCUAACUAUCUUGGAUUCAACAUAUGAUAAAAAUAACUUCAACCCAACAUUGGGAGAUAAUAAAUGUCCUGAACAGAUACAUAGUGAAUUGUCUGAUUUUGAGUGCAAUAUAGAAGAUUUACAGUUGCAAGAUAAUAACAUUACUAAAAGUUUAACUUCAGACUUGAGUGAUACUAAUGAAAAAUUACCAACUUUGAAUUUAGAUGGGAAUAAAACAAAUUUGUUACCAAUAGAUUCAGUGAAUGAUUCAUUAUCAGAAAAAUCUUCAAAUAUAAAUGAUAUAGAAAUAACUUCUAUGCUAGUAUCAACCACAAAUAUUAAAGGUGGGUCAAAGAUAGAUUUCUUACAAAAUCAAAACAUUGAGCAAACAGAUAUACAAGAUGCAAAUAGAGAUAUCACACAAGAUAGUAAUGUAAAUGUACAACACGAUAACUAUACAGAAAUAAAAUUACUCGAAGAUAAUCAGAUUCAAAAUAAUUUACAGACAAAUAUAUCUGAAAAGAUAGUUUAUCAAAAUGUAGAAAGUAUAUCAGAUUCUUCUCAAAAUAAAUCAUUCAAUUUUUCAUUUUCUAAUGAAGAAAUUCAUUCAAACAUUACUCAUGAUUCCAUAUCUCCAACAUAUUCAAAUUAUAAUGAAGUACAUAAAUUAAAUGAUGAUAGAAAAUUAAAUAACCCAUCUGUUUUCCAAACAAGGAUCUUCAACAUACCUCCUAGGUUCACUUCAAGAAAUGGUGGGCCUAGGUGUCAUUGGACAUUUCAACAGACUGGAAAAAAUGUAUUUUUUAGAGGACCUCAGAGAUUACCUUUACAUGGUAAUCAAAUAUCUCCAUCAAGACAUACUGUUUCAUUUAAGACAACUGACUUAGUUCCAGUUGGAUUUGAUCCACGAGCUCCACCACCAUUUAUACAUAAUGUACCUGCUUCAUGCCAUGACUGUCAGCACAAUGCAACAGUGCCAUUUUCUUCUAAUGAUUUGCCUCCUGCCUUUGAUCCAAGUGAACCUCCACCAAAUAUAAGAUCAAAAUCAGUUACUGAGCCAUCUAAUAGACAGGAAAGCCUAAAGUCUGUACUCUGUUCAGGUUUAAGAAGUCAAGCAAUAAAUACCCCUCAAAGCAAUUUAAAAAUUGUACAACCAUCUCCAGCUUUUGAUCCCAGAGAACCACCUCCUAGGAUUUCAAAUGUUUCAGUAACAACUAGUGAAAAGGUACCUGAAUUUAAUCCUCAACAACCACCACCAAAAAUUCAUAAAAGGGAAGAAACUCUCCAACCUCCACCAAUUUUUGAUCCACGUCUUUCUUCUCAAGAACGUUCUAAUUUAAUUACUCCCUUAGACACUACUAGACCAAAUAUAAUGUCACUGAACUUAAUGGAAACAUCUCCAGUGUCAGAUUUUAAUAUUGGUUCUGUUACAUCAAAUUUUCCACAAUUACCUCCCAUAAACAUAGCAUCACAUACAACUUUUAUUUCUAAUGUGCAAAUGAAUUUUCAGUCUGUUAUAUCACAAACAAAUAGUGGACAAGGAAUAAUGAGAGAAUUCCCAAUGCCUCCACCACCUACGAGUAUUACUAAAGUUCCACCACCACUUCCAAAAGAGUCUUUAGUGGGAGGACACUCUAAUCCUAAUCAAAGUUUGAAUAUGGAUGAUGGAUUAGAAGAUAUGCAAGAAGCAAUGGAAUUUGCAAAGCAAAUAAUGAAUAUGACUGAAGAGAUAAAAAAUGAAAAUACAUCUUCAGUAUUUUCUGAAUUAUCCAUGAUACCAUCAGAAAUUCCAGUACCAAAUGAAAAUAUAUGUCACUCCUUAUCAGUAGAGGAUGGAUUUACAAGCACUGCAAAGAAAUAUAGGAAGAAGGAAAGUAAAAAUAAGAAAAAUAAACAAAAUGUAAUUUGUGGACCAGAAUUAAUUAAUGAGAGACAAAAGGAUAUUGAAAUAAGAAAUGAGGAACAAGGUGUACAAAAUCAAAGUAAAAAUAUUGAGGAUAUAUUAUUGACAAACGAUCAAAUAAGACCUAAAGUGGUAUUCAACUUAAAUUCCAAGACAAAGAAAAUACAUAAACCAGAAGAGUGGCAUAGAAUACCUAUAAAUAUUUCUGAAAAUAGAGAAAGCUUGCAAGGUACAAUCCAUAAUUCUAAUAAAGAAAAAAUUCAUUCUAGAAAGCAUUUUUCAGAAAACAGAAAAAGUAAUACAAAUCAAAAUAAAAAUCAAGAGGAGACUAAAAUUAAAAAAAAUUCAACACAUUCUACUCUAAUUUCAAAUAUCUCUUCAUAUGAAAAAUCAAACGAUACUUCUUAUAAUUACAAAAAAUAUACUAGCGAAUUGGAAAAAGUAGAUGCACAAUCUUCAAACACAGUAAUAUCUAAUAAUAUGAGUACACAAAAAAAUAAAAAAUCAAAGAAAGAAUUUAGAAAAGAGGAAGUUCCUACUUCAGAAUCUUCAUGGAAAAAUAGAGUGAUCAGUCGUUUCCUGAAAAUGAGUAAAAAUGAUAUUUGCAAUAUGGUCAACAAUUCAAGUCUUCGUAAAUUCGAUAUUGCAAUGAAACAUUUGGUAAAAGAAAGGAGGUCUUCUCUUUCUUUAGAACUAAGAACUACAGAAGAUGAAAAAAUGAAAGAAUAUGAUAGAGAAGAAUUUAUGAAUCAGUUAAAUGCAAUGUUAGAUCCAAGUGCUGUUGUAGGUAUUACAGAUUUGCCUACAAAAUUCAUUCAUCAUCUGAGUGAAGUUUUACAACUCGAUUCUAUGCCGUUAGAUAAUGAGUUAUCUGAAAGUCAAAAUGUAGAUAUUAAUGAUGUUCAGAUUAUAAGUCAAAAUGAAACUUCAAGACUACAUAUUUGUGAAGAUGCAACAGAAGAAAAUUUAAGAGUUCAGUCUUCCACUGAAUAUCCGAAACUUCAAAAUGUAUGUGAAGAAUGCAUAGAAGAUACAUUUUUAUAUAAUAAGGAAGAACCUAAUCAUUUUCAAAACACAGAAUUAAAUUUAAAUGUUUCGCGAGAAGAUAUCGAUUCAUCACAUAGAUCAUUGUCAAAUAAGUUAAAUCCCGAAGUUGAAAGCACACAUAAAAAGCAACAGCCAUUAUUUAAUGAAGCUGAUUUGGAUGAUAUAUUGUCAGAAGUUACAGAGAAAACAAAAAAUUUACCAAAUACAGUUUUGACUCUCGACUCGGGGAAGUCCUUUGAAACACGCACAGAUGCUUCAUUGAUGCAAACAGUAACAGAAGCUUUUGAAUAUAACAGCUUUUCACAAAUCCCUAAUAAAACGGUAGCUGAUCUCGACGACAUUUUUUCAGCUGGAAUUGCGCGAGUCAAACACCUUGGUAAAAGCAACGCAGAUUUGGAUAAUUCAAGAAUACGUAAAUCUAGUUCUGAAGAUCGCAACACGUUUAGGUCUGAAAGAUAUGAAAGAUGGAAUAGGAAAGAACGAGAAGAUCCUGAUGCAUUUAGAAAUUUAACGAAAGAAGAAUGGGAAGCAAAAUACGGGUCUAUAAGCACUACGAUAACUUCAACUAUUGCACGUGAAAGUGCCUCAAACAGCGCAGAGAAUUUAAGCAAAGAUGACAGAAACAAUUGUGCUCAAAGAUACUGUUCGUCAGAUUCACCUAUGAGACAUUUAAGCAUAAGUCCUUUAACUUGCGAAGCUCCUACACAUAACUUAAAUGUAUGUAUUGGUGAUCCUAACGAGAUAGAAGGUUUACGAAGAGUAGAAAGAUCGGAAAGCAGUAGUGAGUCUAGUUCGAGUAGUUACAGUGAUAGUGAUGAAGAAACUGUUGCUCCUAAUGUGACGAAAUUAUUAAAAGUGAUUAAGGAAAAGGAAAAAAUAGCAAAGAAAAAGUCACUCAAUGAAACAAUAAGGGAUGAAGUAGCUGCUGAGAUAGAAAAGAAAUGGAAAGAGAAAAGCAAACACAAGGAACGAAAAUCUCGCAAACGUGAAAAAAGGAAAAAGGAUAAAAAAGAGAAGCGAAGGAAAGAAAAGAAAGAGAAGAAAAAGAAGAGGAAGCAUAAUUCUUGUUCAGAUUCAUCAAAAUCUGACGAACAAAUCGAAGGAUUCCGAUUACUGACAGAGAAUGAGAUUAAAAAAGAAGUAAUUGUUAAGGAGGAACCAGUAAGUUCGUUUGAAGAGAAUAUUAUCUUGAAUAAUGAAACCAGUUUAGUUAAGAAAAUAGCUGACUCACAAAUAGAAUCUCAAAAUUUACAAAUAGAGAAAGAGCGGGGUCUUGUUACUUAUGAUACGGGAUCUAAGAAUAAAUCCGAAAAAAUUGUUUCCAUGAUAAUGCAACCAAAAACCAAAGCACAACUCAAACAAAUGCCAGAAUCCAAGAACACAAAACAGAAGCAAGUUACAGAAAAAGCAAUCGGACUUACAAAAGAUACCACAGCAAAUACAGAUAACGAAAAAAUGAAAAACCUUUUGGAAAUGAAUAAAGAUUAUGAAAUAACAAAGAACAGUAACGAACGGAUGGAUACCAUUUCAUCUACGAAUAUUUCUUUACAUGAGACUCAUGUAUCUUUAACUGUUAGAGAACCAUCUUCAUCAAUCCAAUCGCACACUGAAACUAUUAGUGAUAACAGUACCACACACACAUCAUUUACAUGUAGCAUUUCAAACCCUGUUGCUGAUGUUGACUUAGGUAAUCAGUGUAUCGAUAAAAAAAUAUAUACAAAUAUUUCCCCGACAGAAAACAAAAGCAGUUAUAAAAAGAUAGAUAUAAAAGCAUACAAAGAGCGCGCGUUACAGAGACGUUUGAAAGAACAAGGUAUGUUAAAAGAAAGUGUCAUAAAUUCUACUUCAUUAAUUCAGGAAUCGUAUCAUACCACACCUGUUAAUAAAUCUAAUACUGAAUCACUAAAUACAAUGAACGAAGUAAAAACAACUGAAAUAAAUGCAAAUAAAAUACAAAUAAAGGAUCCACGUUUAAUUAAAACAGCCGCAACAAGCAAUAUCACUAUAGAAGAUUCUAAUAAGGACAUCGAGAGGGAGAAUAGCUUAGAAGGAGAACAUCAGUCCAUGGAUAUUGUGCACACGAACAAAGAAUCUUUAAUUUCUGUAUAUCUCAAUAAUUCCAAUGAAAAGAAAAUUCAACCAGUAGAUUCUGAUUUACAUACGCUUAAAGAUAAUGUUAAAUUUAAGGAAGGCCAAAUUGAUAAUAAAUCUUCGUCGCAACUGAUUAAUACGCAAGAAUUUGACGAAUUUAGAAGAAGAGAGAAAUUAAAAUUGGGAUCUGGGGAAGAAAUGUCAAAGAAAUCAAUUUCAACUAUCGAUUCUUCAAAAUUUAAAAAUAUUCGAUCAGAAGGAAGUAAAGAAUUGAAAUUAAAGAAAGAAAAAGUUAAGAAAUCUGUCGAGAAAAGGAAGAAACGUUCGAAAUCGAACGAAUCUAAAUCUUCGACAGAAGAAAACUUUGUGGAGAAACAAUUGCAUAAAAAAUUGUCUAACCAUAAACAAGAAUUAUUGAUUACAAGUUCAAAUACUACUGAUCAAAUAAAAGUUGAGAAAAUAGGCAGUCGUGAUAUCGAUAAAAAUUUAUGUAAACUUCAAACUGUUGAAACAUUUUCAAAAAAUAUAGACUCGAUAGUUGAGAACGAAACUGCCCAAGAACAAAUUAAUAUUCAUUCCGUGAAAAAACAAAAUGAUGAAGAAUCUGUUGAUGAUAAUAGAAAAUCCGUAGAUACUAAUAAAAAAGUUGCACUACAAAUUAAUGAAGUGAUUAUAGAAAAUCAACAUAUUGGAAAAGAAACAGAAAAGAUCAAAGAUGAACACAGUUUAAUAACCACUGAAAGUGAAAAAAAUAGCGAGAAGGAAAUUGAAAAACAUAUAACCAAGGCGAAUAAAGAAAUAUUGUCUGAGUUGAUUCCUGUUGAAAGCUUAAAUAAACAGAAAGAUAUAUCUAGUAACAUAUCAUUAAUAGGUACAACCUCGCUUGAUCAUGUUCAAUCAAUUUUCACCGAAAAAUGUAUGAAAAAUACAACAGUUCGUGUUUCGGAUUAUGGUAGCGAAGAAUCUCAUUCUUUUAGUGAACGAAUCGAUGUUGAUAUCGAAGAAAAUGGUCAUUCGAUUAAUAUUAAAUGUUUGAAAAAUGUUAAAACCCAUGAUAAUUCUACUUUGGAUAUGAAUUUGAUUUCAAAAGCCACCAUUGAAAAUGAUAACACAAAUGUAAAAGUAAAUGAUGUAAAAAACCAAGACGAAUCUACAUUUCAAUUGCACGAAAAAUUAGAAACUUCGGACGAUUGCAAUAAUGCUGUAAAAAGUGGAUCAAAAUCUCCAAAUAGUUCAAAUAGUCCAUUCAAGGGUUUUCUUGUAGAUACCACCGAAAAUGACGUUUGCCAGUUACCUCAAUUAUAUCAUACAAAAGUGAAUAAUGAGAGCGACAAAGGAAGCGCAAUGAAAAAUCCUAACCAGUGCUUGGAAACCUGUUUUAAUGAUAAGUCUAUUACAGAGUUUGCAGAGAAGGACAAAGAUAAUGAUAAAGAGUCUCCUAACAAAUUGGAGGAAAAUAAUGAAAUAACAUCAACUUGUAACUUAGUGAAAGAACAACAUACAGUUAGAAAUAAAACAAUAAAUAACAAUUUAAAUACAACAGAUGAUACUAAAAUUGAUGUGACAAUAUCGGAAACCGGAAACAGAAAUAUAACAAAAGAAAAUGAUCCUACUUACAAUCUUUUCCCUGAACAAAAAAAAGUUUUAUCUGUAAAUGAUAUGAACAAUCAUGACACCGUUGACGAGGAUAGUGAACCAUUUAUUGUUUUGGAUAAAUAUAUAGAUGAUGUAGAUGGAAAAUCGAUCAAGAAAUUGAGUACUCCUGAUAUAGAUCUGGAAGAAUGCAUUGCAAGAGAUGCGGACCUUUUCACCACCAAAUCAUUGCAGAAAGAGCAAAAUUCGACGAGUGCUGUUAAAUCGCCGAAUUUUAAUUCGAUAAUUUUUAACGAGCUGUCGCAAGUCUUUGAUAAGAAUAAUUUGGAUAAAGAACAAAAACGGAAUAUUAUAACAACUACGCAUGAAAAAGAGGAAUCUACGUUGUCUCGAGGAAACACUAUUUUUCCAACAGAAUUACUUCCAUCUGAAAAAAAUACUACAAACACCACAGAGAUAAUUUCUUCUACUUCUGAAUUAAAUCUUGAAUCAAAUUCAAAAAUAUCAGAAACUACUAAAUCAACUAAGUCAAAUAUUUCAGAAUCUCCGGUGGAAUGUACGCAAGGUAUUAAAAGCACAUCUAAUGAUAUUUCUAAAAGAUCUUUAACACCUGAAUUAUUUAUUACAGAUACGAUAAUUGAAAAAAAGAAUCAUUAUUGUACCGAUAUAUCAGAGAAUAAUUCCCAACAUAAUCUUGAAUCUCCUAACAUGACAAAGAUAAUAACAACAUCUCUUGAAAAUGAAAUUUCGCCAAACUUAAGCGUUCCAGUAAAAACUGGCACAAAGACAUCUAUAGAGGAUUUUUUGAUUGCCGCAUCAAUAUCUGAAACAAAUUCAACAUUUUCAAAAUUGAAGAAAUGUCAGGAAUUGGAUAGCUUUUCAGAUAAGCAAGCAUUAGUUCCUUCUGAGAUAAGAACGACCAAUGAUAAAGACGUAUCUAUCGAUCCUAUUACAGAGCACGAAAUAUCAAAACAUCUAAACAAAACACCUUUGAAAAAGUUAAAUAAAGGAGGGAAGAAUGAAAUUUUAAAUAACACAAAAAAUAAAUUAAAAAUGAAACAUAAAAAACAGAAACGUAAUAUUUCAGAAACUAUGGUAAAGGAAAUAGUAAAAUCAGAUACAGUAAAAGUUAAAUAUCCGACUACAAAAGAAGCUGUCAUGGCUAGAAUGAUUGAAAUAGACGUUGAAAUUCACAAACUAAUGACAGAAAAGAUGACUCUGUAUCAGAUGCUGACGAACGAUACUUUACCGGGUGACAAUAAUUUACAAAAGAAUAAUGUUAUGCACGAAAAUGAAGAAGUUGAAACAUCAUUGAUUAGACCUCGAACUCCAUCUGUAUUAAUGUCACAAUUAAUUCAAAAUAUCGAAACUAGUCCCGUAUCAAAUCCGUGUCCUAAAACAACUACAGAAUGUUUAUCUGUACAAGAUAGUCCAAGUAAUUCUAUACAGACAAAUAAAUUUAAAACAUUAUACAAACAAAAUCAUCACGUAGGGAGAAAAAGAAAUUGUACAUCCAUUUGUAGCUCUGAUGAUGAAGAAAUGCAUCACCCUGGAGAUAUUAAAUUAACAGAUUCUAGGAAAAGAAAGAAGCAAAGAACUGAAAAAGUAAUUCAAAAAUUAGAAAAUAAAUUAGAUGGUAAUAUAACUACCAAGGAUACACAAAAUACAGUUACAGAAAAGAAACAAGUUAAUGAUGCAAUAAAAUUACCAUGUAAAAACGUCAAUAUGAGAAAAGCAACAACAGAACAAGAGUCUGAUCAAUUUCUAGUGAAUGAAACUAAAUCACAAGAAGAUACAAAUAAAACAUCCAUACAGGAAAUUGAUUCACUUAACAACGAUAAAAUAGAGACGUUUAAAGAUCAAGAAGUUCAAAAAAUAAUCGAACCUACAGAAUCCGAGAUAUACGUUAACAAAAUCGUUCAAACAAAAAUACCAGAGUUCAAUGAAGAAAAUUAUAUAACAAAAAAUAAUGGAGAAGACAUUGAAACUUUAAAUAAAAGAAAUAAUAGAUUAGGUUCACCAGAAAAAUUACCAGAGAGUAGAGCAUCUGAAAGAUCAUCAAUAUAUUCAGAUGACAGUACUUGGGAUUCUAUUCUUCAAAAUUCAAGCAUAGAUGAGCAAAAGAAGUCAAACACGGGUCUCGCUCUCCUAGAAGAAACAUAUAAGAAAGAAAUGGCGAAAACGCGAAAAAUAAAGGCCGAAGCGCGGAAAGAAAAGAAGAAGAAAUUGCAGAACUUACUAGAGGCUGUGAAUAUUUUAACUGCUGACGAGGAGGAGUUACCACUUUCUACAUUGUAUAUUAAAAAAUUACACCAAAAACAGAUGUUACUGAAUUCUUUGGAACAACAAAUGAAACAAGAAGCAAAUGAGGAUCCACAACAUUGGAAAAACGUAGUUGAAGUAAUAAAUGCAGUCGCAGAAAACAAAACAAAUGAGCUUUAUCCUGACUCAUUGGAAAAACAAUUAAUUGGUGGUUCUGAAAGUGCUACAUUUGACAAAAUAAAUUUAGUUGAGGACUCUGGACCUAAAGAGAAUAAAGAAAAGCAAGUAGUAGGUUCUUCUACAUUAAAAAAUAUUAAAGAAGUUUGCCCUGAACUACUUACAGAUGUUAACAUCUCUUGUGAAGAUAAAGAUAAAAGUAAUAAUAAUUCAGAAAAAGAUGAGUUGUUAUCUGGUAAAUUACAAAAAUUUCUGAACAAUGAAUUCCAACGAGAUUUAGAAAUUAAUGUAUCAUCAAAAACUGUAAAGGAUUUACCUAAAACAUAUGUACAUGAUACAUUUAUGAACGUAAAAAAGAAUUUAGUAGAAUUCCCUGUGCAAAAAAUUAUCGAAAAUGAUAACAUAGUAAUUGACCAGCUAACAGCAAUAGAAAAUUCGGAUUCAUCUCUUACAGAGUCUAACUCAAAUAAUGUACACAAUGAUCGGAAUAUCUUGAAUAUUUCGGAAAAUCCAGAUACGGAGAAAACUGAAGGACAAAGUGAUAUGAAAAGCAAAGAAUCUAAUUUACAAGACAAUCUCAAUCUCGUUAAUAUUGAAAAAAAUAUUGCAACUUGCAAACCCACUAACAGUCAAUUAAUACUAACUGAAGAUGUUUUGAAGUCUGAAGAUGUUGGAAAAAAUUGUGAUGCCUCAAUUCAAUCGAGCAAUGGUAAAAAUACUGAAAUUCCGAGUGAAAUUAUACCCAAGACAGAAUCCGAGUCUAAACUAGAUAAUAUAAAUGAAAAGAAAUUACAGGAUUCCUCAGUCUUGUAUGAUAAAGAUAAUAAUGUUGACAAUGUUACAUCAGAAGUAAAUUUUAUGACUGAAAACAAUCACUUUAUAAGUCUGAAGGAACAUAAAAGAUCGUGCAAAAGAAAAGAAGUUGAUCAAUUUAACAAAAUCUCAAGUGAAGAAAAUAAUAAUCAAAAUUGCGCAUCUGUUUCCUCUGUUGAAAACAUAGGGACAUCGAAAAGCGAUGAAACAUUGGGUAGAAAACCUGCUAAGCGUAAAAGAGGAAAUAGUAAGACUCCUCUUCGACGAAGUUCAAGAUAUACUGAAGAACCUGCGAAACGUAUAAAACUAGAAGCUGACGUAACUGCUUCAAAUACCGAACAAGAAGUUCAAGAAAAAAAUUUCAGUAUACAGUUACCAAGUAUGGUAUCGACAUCAGUAUCACCAUGCGCAGAAGUUGAAACAAUAUUGAUAAAUCCUAGAAUUAGUCGCGAUAUUCAAAAACCAUUAAUAAAUAAAAAGCGAUGCACACCCGUAUUUCCAGAAAUUGAAAUUCUAGCUGACGAAUUGAAUUCGAACAAUGAAUCAUUAAAAGGAAUUAAAAGGCAUAAAAAGCAUACAAUGUUCGAAAUGAUGAAUUGUGUAGUACGAGUAGUAGAUUGCAAACAUACGAUUUUGAACGCAACUGCAAACAUAGAUACAUUAAAAAAAUAUAGAAUAUCUACAGUUAAUAAACCUACGUGUCCCAAUUCUACCGAAAUAGAUUCUUUUGUAAGUUCUACACAAUCAGCAUCAACCAAAGAUUUGUCAACUGUAUGCAUAAAACAAACAACUUCAUUGACUGAAUUGCCGCAAAAUCAAACUCCAAAGUUAAUUAAUAAAUUCGAAGAUACAACACAACCAUCUAGCGAUCAAAUAAAUCCCGUUAAAAUUAAAAGGAUAUUGAAAUCUGCAAAGAUGGAUUCAUCUGUAAACGAUAAAGAAUUUACAGAUCCUGAUGUCGAAGUUAUGCCAGUUUUAAUAAAGGAACCAGUUAAUGUGGACAUUAGACAAAAUUGUGAUAAACCAGAUAUUGAAAUCGUUGAAGAAAAAAUGAUAGUUACCAAAAAUCAACAACAUACUAAUUCUGGAUCGACAUUGACUGUGAUAGAUACAAAGGACGAUAAGGAAUUACCAAGAACACAAUAUACAGUUCAUAAAGGUCCUAUUUUAGAUAUUAAGGUUUUUGAGAAUUCAUUCCUAGCUGCAAGUGAAGAUGGCAGAAUAUAUAGAUAUAAUCAAGCAUCUAAUGGAAUUUUAAACAUUUACAAAGGUCAUAAAGCUGCAGUAACUUGUCUAUAUGUGUACAACUUAAACAACACAGAUGUUAGCAAAGAAUGGAUGUUCUCUGGAUCAUUGGAUGGAUCUUUACGAUGUUACAACAUAAUGACUGGAGUACAAGUAAGAGAUACGGCAGAUAUAGGUAGCCCAAUACAAUGUAUGGAUGAAGCAUGGGGAAUGAUUUUUAUUGGAACCAAAUCAGGCCAUGUAUCGCGUUAUCAUAUGAAGUCAGGUGUUAUUAAAGGAAACAGCAUACAAUUCUCGGAGAAAUCUGUAUUAGCAUUAAAAGCAACUAAUGAGGGUCCACGAAGAGUUCUUAUAGUAGCAUCGCGUAGUCAACCGAUUACAAUACGAGACGCUCAGAGCGGCCUAUUUCUUCGCACAAUUUGCGGUCAAAAAAGUCACACAGUGUAUAGUUUGAUGCGAGAUAAUAAUUUAAUUUAUUGUGGUACUAGCAGUACGUCUAUACCGGUCUUCGAUUUUACGAAUGGUGAACAAACAAUGCAGUAUGAUGCUGGUGUAGGAAUCGUGUGUAUGCGUUUGUACAAACAGUUAUUGUUUGCUGGUUGUUAUGAUGGAAAUAUUUAUGUAUUUGAUACAAAGGAUCAUCGACUUGUUUGUAGCAUACCUGGACCUGGUAAUAUGUUAUUAAGUAUGGACGUCGUAGACAAUAAGAUUAUAGCUGGUAGUAAAGAUAAACGUUUGCAGUCAUGGCAAAUGCCUCGAGAAGUACGAUCUUUGCUAUAGAAGGUGAUUUAAGCUUGAACUGAUAGAUCCUAGUCUAGUCGUGCUCCUAAGAAAAAUAUUAUUAAACUUGGGGGACAAUUUAUCUAUAAUAAAUUUCUACGAAGUAAUUGUACAGAUUUAAAGGACUUAAUUUGUAAUGUGUAUAUGUAUGUAUGUAUGUAUAUAUGCACUCGUGCGCCCCUCAUCCCUCAUACACACACACAAAGUCUUAUUUACGAGUAAAUGCACAUAAAUAAUAUAAAUACAUUUGUACAAAAAAUUAGAUAAAUUAUUAAUAUCGCGAUUGAAAUAUUUUAUUAUUUCGCGAUAUUCAGAGUAUAUUUAAAGAAUGUAGUAAAUUCUUGUUCUUUAUUCGAUUUUGUCAA
This is a messenger RNA of Eufriesea mexicana, 13169 nucleotides long. RefSeq lists its product as uncharacterized. The transcript has 7 exons. NCBI's taxonomy places the organism in Eukaryota, Metazoa, Arthropoda, Insecta, Hymenoptera, Apidae. Gene Ontology annotation, cellular component: membrane; cytosol. Bases 130 to 12804 code for a protein of 4224 amino acids. Gene Ontology annotation, molecular function: SH3 domain binding; RNA binding. The record is from RefSeq and is a predicted model, not a curated record.